AUGGAGGACAACGGCAAUAAAUCUGUGGAAAACGAGAGACGAGUGAUAACCCCGAAUAAUUUGAGGAGUUCGAUAUGGAAGCACUUCGGGUUUUGGACUGAAAAUAAAAAUAUGAAGAAGGACAAAGUGGUAUGCAAACUGUGCGAUCGUGAGUUUCCAUAUCACAGCAGCACUACAUCUAUGAGGGGGCAUAUGCAGCUUCAUCAUCCAGAUGAAUAUAAAGACCUAGAGCGGGAAGAGCCACCUGCUAAACAGCCAAAACUGACUAACUUUUUCCCCCCGUCUGCACCUCUAAAUGCUGCACGGAAAGAGGCUAUAAACUCGAAGCUCGCAAAGUUCAUUUGUAGAGACAUGAGGCCAAUUAGCAUUGUGGAGGGUGAAGGUUUCAUUGAUUUUGUUCGUGAACUUGAGCCGAGAUACAUUAUACCUAGCCGAACCACCGUAACAAAGAACAUUGCGAAAAUAUAUGACACUACUCGUGAAAACAUGCGUCAGAUUUUAAGUGGCAAAAACGUUGCUCUGACUACCGACGGAUGGAGUUCCCUCGCUACAGAGGCAUACAUCACAGUGACAGCACACGUCAUUUCAGAAACUUGGGAAUUCCACGAUUUUGUACUGCAAACGAAGCAGCUGAGAGGUAGCCAUACAGCUGAGAAUGUUGCAGAGUGCAUCACGGGCAUAUUAAGGGAUUUCGCAAUACAGCCUGAUUCAGUUGUUGCAUUCACUACUGAUAAUGCACUUAAUUAUGUUAAUGCUGUGGAGCAGCACCUAGGUGCAGUUAAUAUACCGUGUCUGGCCCACACAAUCAACUUGGCUGUACGCAAAGGGUUAGAUGUCAGAGCCAUAGACACAACUCUAGCAAGGCUAAGAAAAACUGCCUCUCAUUUUCACAGAUCCACUACCGACAGCAGUCUCCUUGAGGAUAAGCAGCGUCUGCUUGGUCUAAAGCCAGAUAAACUAAUCAAUGAUUGUGUGACAAGAUGGAACUCUACCUACGAUAUGAUUUGUAGGGCAUCUGAGCAACAAGCAGCCGUGGCAGCCGUGAUUUUUGACAAAAAAAUGUCUAAUCUAGAACUGACCACAAGUGAGUGGCGCCUGGUUGAACAGGUGCAAGAGACACUUAAACCUUUCAAAGUCGCCACCCAAGCAUUGUCCACAUCCAAAUACCCCACAUCCUCAGCUGUACUGCCUUUGCAACAUAUUCUUUUGUCUCAAGUUCAAAAAAUCAGUUCAGAGUCAGACGAGAGGUCUUGCUUGAGGGAAAUGGCAUCUAAAAUCGAGGCAGAUUUGAGCAAACGCUAUGACCCCAAAAAGGAAGCGGCAUUUAUGCUUUUGAAUAAAGCUUCUUACCUGGAUCCUAGGUUUCAUCGUUUAAUCCAUAUAACGGAGGAAAAGAGGCAACAGGUGCGCGCAAACAUUAGAGAGGAAUUGUCACUGCAGUCUGACAAUGACGAACCCGUGGAGGCGGAGCCAUGCAGCUCGGGUUCAAGCACGGGAAAGACGGCCUUAACAGCAAUGGGGGAUCUGUUUGGAGACGUCUACUCAAGGGGCUACGAAAGACCUAAUGACGUCGAAAGCGACCUCUUACAGGAGAUGAUGCGUUAUGAAAAGGAGCCACCAUUGCCAGCUGACAGCGAUCCGCUUUUGUGGUGGAAGAUUGGCAGUACUAAAUACCCCCACCUUGCGCAGCUAGCAAUGAAGUACCUGAGUGUACCUGGGACAUCAGUGCGAGACAGGAGAGAGAGAGGCUGGCAAAGCCAGGUUAGCAAAAGACAGGUUACCCAAGACAGAGAGACAGGCAAACUCGGGUAUGGCCAUCUUGGGCCAGGCAGAGAGUUCAUAGUUGGCCAUCUUAGACAGGGCAAAGAGUCUGUGGAAGUCAUGCAAGGGCAGAGCGUCUUUGGAGCUUGGGAGAGACCAUGUUGGCUGAACUACAUGACACAGGAAAUUCAGAAACAGGCCUUAUGGUCCUUGAUCAAGGAAGGACCUCUAGUUGAGGACAUCAUGGUUAUUGCAAUCUUUGUGGUCAAUGAAGAAGUGUUCAUGCUGACAGAGGACUUAAGUAACUUUACUUAA
This is a messenger RNA of Paramisgurnus dabryanus, 2076 nucleotides long. NCBI's taxonomy places the organism in Eukaryota, Metazoa, Chordata, Actinopteri, Cypriniformes, Cobitidae. The record is from RefSeq and is a predicted model, not a curated record.